Messenger RNA from Ziziphus jujuba (common jujube), 1185 nucleotides. RefSeq names its product aquaporin TIP1-1. Gene Ontology annotation, biological process: water transport; transmembrane transport. Bases 160 to 912 code for a protein of 250 amino acids. The record is from RefSeq and is a predicted model, not a curated record. Gene Ontology annotation, molecular function: water channel activity. Gene Ontology annotation, cellular component: plant-type vacuole membrane. Lineage: Eukaryota; Viridiplantae; Streptophyta; Magnoliopsida; Rosales; Rhamnaceae. The transcript is spliced from 2 exons.
GCCAGUUGGUUAAGACUCGGAAGGUUCAAUAUAAAGUAAAGCUCGAUUGGGAGAGAGAACUGCGAAGUGGAAACCUGUAGUAGCUUCCAGUAGAGACAACAGUAAAGCCUCGUUUUCUCUUUACACAGUCGUCCUCUCCGGUAAUCUUAUAAACUCACUAUGCCGAUCAGAAAUAUUGCCGUCGGUAGGCCCGAAGAGGCUACUCACCCAGAUGCCUUGAAGGCGGCGUUGGCUGAGUUCAUCUCCACGCUUAUCUUCGUUUUCGCCGGCUCAGGCUCCGGUAUAGCCUUCAACAAGCUCACCAAUGACGGAGCCACUACCCCCGCCGGUCUCAUCUCUGCCGCAAUCGCUCACGCUUUUGCACUUUUCGUCGCCGUCUCCGUCGGUGCCAACAUCUCCGGUGGACACGUCAACCCCGCUGUCACUUUCGGUGCUUUCGUCGGCGGUAACAUCACUCUCCUACGUGGCAUCCUCUACUGGAUAGCCCAGCUUCUCGGAUCCGUCGUCGCUGCUUUGCUUCUUAGGUUCGCUACCGGUGGCGAGACUGUUCCAGCUUUCGGUUUGUCUGGAAUUGGAGUAUGGAACGCAGUCGUUUUGGAGAUCGUGAUGACCUUCGGAUUGGUGUACACAGUGUAUGCCACAGCCAUUGACCCAAAGAAGGGCAGUUUGGGAACAAUCGCACCCAUCGCUAUCGGUUUCAUCGUCGGUGCCAACAUUUUGGCUGGCGGAGCCUUCGAUGGAGCAUCCAUGAACCCGGCCGUGUCAUUCGGACCCGCCGUUGUGAGCUGGAGCUGGGAUAACCACUGGGUCUACUGGGUUGGGCCUCUGAUUGGCGGUGGAAUCGCUGGUCUUGUCUACGAGUUCUUCUUCAUCAGCCACACCCACGAGCAACUCCCAUCCACUGACUACUAGGAUCCAUGAACACGGUUUUUCUCUGAUGUAUUUAUUUGUUGGAGGGUUCUGAUCUCCUUCUUUCUUCCUUUUUUGUUAUUUACUUUCUUUUGUGUUUAAUCUGCACCGUUGAUCCUUUGUUCAUCAAAUCAUGAUCAUCAUCAUCAUAAGUUGUUUUUACGUGGUUGGAGGGAGUUAGCCUCAGGUGGUGAAAAAUUGAUUUGUGUUUAUGAAAUCUGCUGCUUCUCCGGUUGUAUUAUGAGUAUGAUUAUUAUUCUAGUUAAUUUUACUUUC